UGUCAGGUCUGGCAGAUAUAGGCUGAAUCAGGCUGUCACCUGCUGCAAUGCUGAUGGGGUUUGCUGGUCCCAUCUUUCACUGUACCUUUCAUCGGUAUUAGAUACAAUUCAAUUCUCUCCUUCCAUCAGGGUCCUAAGAAUGAGACUGGAUUGAGUUGAUUGCUUGCUGUUGUUGUCCAGUGAAACUCAAAAGAAAUAGGCAAGCAGUCCUGCAGCAUUAACCAGCUCAGACUCACACAAAGCAUGUUCAGGUACACUCCUCCUUGGCAGGUGCUGUGCAACAGCAUGGAUCAUGAUUUUAAGCCUCGCUGUGGGGUGUGUCUAUGCAUGCAUACGUGAUAUUAGCUGAACUUUGUCUGUAAAGUCAGUGCAGUAAAGACAGAAGUGUCUUCAUUCCCAUGUGACACUACAGACUCUCGCUCCAUUGAUGUUUGAGGGAGGUGAGUGACAACCCUUCUCAUCAAAAAGAGGCAGUCAUCGAUUGUGAUAGACAACCCAUAUGAUGCAUGUACACACCUCUCAGGAGAGGAGCGGGCUGUGAUCCAUUCCCAUCAUUCUCUGAGACCACCACUCCCCAGGCCUGCCCAGAACCAUUCAUCACCUGGAGUCCCCAUGACCAGCAAGCCAAAGCGCUGGGUGAUAAAGCCCUUCUCCCCUAAGCUAGAGCAGUCAGAUUUGCACUCCAUACUGAGCACUACUGGCCAACCACAAUCCUCAGAGGACAUGUGGAGCAGCAGUCAUGACAGUGAAUCUCUCAGGUUCAGAUUUGACAGCAUAUUAGUAACAGGUAUGCAGGCCACUGUGAUGGUUUCACCAGGAAGUGGUGAAAACACUCCAGAUGUGGUGGUCCAGGCCAGACAGGUGGCUGUGUCUGAGGAUGGGUGUGAAAGUGAGAACUGGAGGCCCAGCAGCCCCAGUAAUCUCAGCAGCCCUGGAACCCCCAGCAGCACAGGCUCUUAUGUUGGGUUCUAUUCCUUUGUAGAUGACCCAACCAGCCCAGAGGCAGAGAUGAAUGAAGCCCACAUGGUUUCUCCUGAGAGACUUGCCUUGAAGGAGAAUAACUCCUUUAAGCUGCAAACGUAUUCAGAGGAAACAAGACCUGGAAGACUGUUCCAAGAAACUAACGGAGAUGCCCCUUACAGAGUUGAGGAUGUCUCAAAAAUCCAUGAAGAGGAGGAAAAUCCAGACAGAAUGGACAUCAUUCGGAGUCAGGUUCCAAGGAAAAGUUCUGCCCUCAAAGAACAGUGGAGUGCGUUAGAAAUUCUGGACCUUAGUAACACUCCCCAAAGACUCCUGGAUGGGUUUAGUCUAUGCUACAACCCUGCAAGUUCAAAGUCUCAACAGGCCAGUGCUGAGCCUAGUGCCAUAGACAAUGAGCAAAUUGACUUUAAUGCUGCACGUAAGCAGUUUCUAAUGAUGGACAAAUCAAAGCAGAACAUGUUCCUACAGAGUCCACAGCAGCUCACUUGUUCCCCCAAACUGAGAGGAAGAACUCUAUCCCCAAUGGCCAGCAUCUUCACACCAAAACAACUAAGCAAAGAGUACACCCCUAGGGAGAAUCAGGUCCCACUGAGAACACAACAAGAGGUAGAAAAGUUGACUGUAAUUAUGACUGAGGAUCCAGAAGAUGGAGUUCAGAGUGGUGCCAUAGAUGACAUUGACUCUGGCCUUGGUGACCGAAGUGGAGGUUACGCCAGUGAUGGGAGCAUUUCAAAUGAUCCCACCAUUUCAGAAAUGGGAAGUAGCUUGUCAGUGCCUAGUGCAGGGGAGACUCCCAUUGAAAGGGAAAUCAGAAUUGCCCAAGAACGAGAAGAGAAUCUACGACGAUUAAGGGGUAUCUUGCACACAGGCCAUUCUGAGAUAGUGGAAAUCAAGACCAAACCAAUUCUGCCACAGUCAUAUCCACAGCUGAAACCUCCAAAAGCCAAAGAAACAAACAGGGUGAGUUUCCUCGUUCAGAGAGAGCUUGAUCUUGAGAAACGGCGACAGAGCCAUAACAGGGUUUUGAGCCUUCAAAGCAAAGAGAAUCAAGGUGAAGCACAAGACAAGAGGAUUAAAUUUGAGACACAACCAGAAGUUCAAAUCACAUCUUUAAGGAUAAGCCCCAGAGAGAGUCCAACAAAUGAUUUACAGCAAAGGAAUGUCUCUGUGGUGGAAACUGCAGAGAAACCUGUACUAAUAGAUGAAGAUGACCGCUCUGAUUCAGAGGAAGUUCUUUCACCUUGCUGCACCCAUCGACAUACAGAUGAAUCUAUGCUUCAGAGAAACUACAGUGAGAGCAGCUCUUUUGGAAACCAAGAUAUAAAAGUCCAUAUUACUGCAAAUCUUGAGGAAAAUUUCCAUUCUAAAGUAAGGUUUUAUAAAGAAAAUGUUUUUGAGACACAAACCAGUUCUCUAAGAACAAAGAAAUUGCCAUCCUGGAUUGCGGAAAAUGGCACCAGCAUGUCAGGGAGAGACAGAAUAUCCUCUCCAAAUAUUCUGUCCCCACUGGAACCCACAAAAACUCGUUAUGUCCCUACGUGGAGGUCUCACCUUGAAUGCACCAGCUGGUGUCCCCAAAUUCAGAAUGCCCCAGACAGCAUCCGCCAGGAAAUCGAACAAGACCUCAGGCGAGAACAGGAGCUCCAGGAGCUGAGAGAGUCAAGUAGCCAUUCUUUCUCAGAACCCAUCUCAGCACCCAUGACUCCAGUCGAAUCCAGGCCCCUACCAACCAGUAGUGAGGAAACGCUAUCCUCACCACAAAGUAUGCAGAAGUACAUGAUGGACGUAGAAGAAAAGAAGACAGAUUAUAGUUAUCCUAAUUCCUGGAAUCUGAACCCUUCCCAAAUAUCCAUGGCAGAUAUAAAUUCACAGUUGUCCACAACACGGCUUAGUUCCAGACUGCCCUCGGUGUCCAUAAUGACACCCCAGCCAUGGGGCAGCUCAAAGCCCAUGCCCCCUACUUCUUCCCGUGUAACCUCCAUCAAGCCCUUAAACCCACUUGCUGACAUGUCUUCAACUCUCUCUCAGAAAGGCCUGACUGAGACAUUGCUAAAAGAUUUUGAAGACAGACAGGUCAAACUAAAACUAGAGGAAAGCGCAUAUGCUGGGAUCCAACCCAUUGAUGACAUAAAUAACGAGGUUGUAGAAGCCACCCGUGUUACAAGGCAUAAAAACCAGAGAGCCCUGCAGUGGGAGGCUGGCAUGUACACCAACCAAGAGAGCAAAUGAAUCAGCACCAAGAUGACACGAUGCACACAAUGUUCAUCCAGAACCACUGAUGAAAUCAUCUACAGACAAGAUCGACUUGAUGGGCUGGUUUAAAUUUCAUAUUGCGCUUACCGGCGCACCACUCUCUUGGCCACCUCACUCUGCAAGUGAAACAAAAGCCAAAGAAAAAUUCAUGAACAUGGAACAUUGUUUCCACCUUUCUAACAGUUUAGAUGGCUGUUCAGAAAUAAAUGCUGUGGUGAAAUUA
Molecule: messenger RNA, 3457 nt
Organism: Myxocyprinus asiaticus (Chinese sucker)
Lineage: Eukaryota; Metazoa; Chordata; Actinopteri; Cypriniformes; Catostomidae
Product: mitotic interactor and substrate of PLK1-like
Exons: 8
Coding region: 613-3210 (865 amino acids)
Source: RefSeq, a predicted model, not a curated record